AACCUGUGUGUAUUGGAACCAAAGACGAUCGCAAGAGUGUGAAAAAAAAAACGAUAAAACAUCCACACAAAACCUCGUGUAACUUCGUGCAGUGCAUGUGCAGUGUGCAACGAAUGCUUUUUGAUGGUCGUUGAAAGUAUGGUUAAAAUCGAGCCCACCAUGAUGAACGGUCAGACGAUGUUCGGCGUGGCGCGGGCACCACUCAAGUCUAGCUUCUCCAUUAACUCGAUCCUGCCCGAAACGAUGAAAUCUUCACCGUCCCCGACGCCUUCGCCCACACUCCAGUCCUGCCCGUCACCGAUCGGUUCCGAGGAGCAGGAUCACGAUCUCACCGACACGGAAAGUGAUCUGGACGUAACGGGCACACCACCGCCGAUGGAUUGCAGCAGCAAGGACAAGUCAGACGAGACGGAGGGUGAUGGUGCGAGCGGCAACGGGAGUCCCUCCUCAAGCCCCGCCAAGGACGGCGAGAAGAAGGGCAACGAGAAACCGCCGUACAGCUACAACGCGCUGAUCAUGAUGGCCAUCCGGCAGAGUGCGGAGAAGCGACUCACGCUUAACGGCAUCUACGAGUACAUCAUGCGCAACUUCCCGUACUACCGCGACAACAAGCAGGGCUGGCAGAACUCGAUCCGUCACAAUCUUAGCCUUAACAAGUGCUUCGUGAAGGUGCCGCGUCACUACGAUGACCCCGGCAAGGGCAACUACUGGAUGUUGGACCCGUCGGCGGAGGAUGUGUUUAUCGGUGGAUCGACUGGCAAAUUGCGCCGUCGUUCGACGGCCGCCUCCCGCAGCCGGUUGGCCGCCUUCAAGCGUUCGCUCGUGGGUCCCAUGUUCCCGGCCCUCGGAUAUCCCCAGUUCGGCCAGUUCCUGUAUCCUUCACACGCGGCCCAAGCCCAGACAGCGCUGCUGGCCGCCCAGAUGUAUCGGUACUCACCGUACGCGCCCAGCAUGGCACCGAAACCACCAACUCUGCCACUGCCCUUGCCACUCGGUGCCGUCGGUUCCGGGUUCGGCAUGGAUCGGUUACUCGGAGCUGGUGCAGCAGCCGCAGCCGCCGCCGCCCAGAUGCACCCCCAGUCGCCGAUGGCCAAUAGCCCGCAGGCUCAACAAGCCGAGAUCUACCAAAGACUUCAGUACCAUCAGCACCUGCUGCAGCAGCAUGCAGCCGCCCAGCAAGCGGCAGCAGCCGCCCAAGCCCAUCACCAAGCGGCCGCCGCAGCCCAUCAUCAGCUACAGCAGCAGCAGCAGCAUCAGCAGCACCAGCAGCAACUCAGUCCCACCGCCAGCGAAGGAACCCACCCCGGUUCACCGCACCACCCCCACCAGCACCCGCAGCACUCGCCCCUCGGGUCGUUACCGCCCCAGGGUUCGCCUACCGGCCACGGGUCACCGACGGGACCCGGUCCGAUGAUCUUCAAACCGAUCACGCUCGUAUCCCGCCAGAGCUAGGGACCACGCGGACCAGCUACAACGGACCUUGAAGUGCAAGUGCAACACAAAACUCUAAAGGUGGCAAACGCCCGACCAGUGAUAGUAGCAAUUCGUUAGCUUUCGUUAAGACACCCCCAUCCCUGCGCGUAGUUAUCGCCGAUUGUUUAUUAUAUUUUCUGUUUGACUGUGCUGUGACUUAAUUGCGCUCGAAAUGGCGCGCGUCGUAGUGGUGCCAGUUGUUUUAAUGGUUUUUUGACUUAGUUGGAAUGGAGCAGUACCAAGCUUAGGGAACUUUUACCAAAAGUGUCCAAAUGCCAGUAGUACCGUAGGACACGAACCGAGGAAAGUAUUAGAGCAAUGUUAGGGCUUUUUACGAGUGUUUCACGCUCACCGGUGCGAAGAUGUUCGAAGGGAACCGGAAUUAGUUUUAGUUGUGUAAGAUAGCAAGUGAAGCGUUAUUUUUUAAGAGUUGUUGUAAUAAGAGGCAUCCAUUUGUGUACAUAUAGCGAAUGUUAGAGCGAUAAAUUAUAAAACGAAAAAACCAGAUCGAGCCGAGAGAUGUGGGAGUGGAAAAACUAUGGAAAAUAUACC
This is a messenger RNA of Anopheles moucheti, 2025 nucleotides long. RefSeq names its product fork head domain transcription factor slp2-like. Gene Ontology annotation, cellular component: nucleus. The transcript has a single exon. Lineage: Eukaryota; Metazoa; Arthropoda; Insecta; Diptera; Culicidae. The coding region runs from base 124 to 1452 and encodes 442 amino acids. Gene Ontology annotation, molecular function: DNA-binding transcription factor activity; sequence-specific double-stranded DNA binding. Gene Ontology annotation, biological process: regulation of transcription by RNA polymerase II. The record is from RefSeq and is a predicted model, not a curated record.